Ostertagia ostertagi is the source of this 585-nucleotide messenger RNA. NCBI's taxonomy places the organism in Eukaryota, Metazoa, Nematoda, Chromadorea, Rhabditida, Trichostrongylidae. The record is from the annotation of a GenBank genome assembly.
AUGGACCGAGAGGGAUGGUUCUCGGUCACACCGGAACGGAUAGCGGAACACAUUGCUGAUCGGAUGGUUCGGCGACCGAAUGUGUUGAUUGUUGACGCUUUCGCCGGUGUAGGUGGAAACAGUAUCCAGUUGGCGAUGAAGGGAGCGUUAGUAAUAGCAAUUGACCUGGAUCCGGUUCGGCUGAAGUGCGCUCGCGAGAAUGCAAAGGUUUAUGGAGUUGAGGACCGUAUUGAGUUCAUCUGUGGUGAUUUCUUUCAUUUUGCGGCAAAAUGGACGAGUGGCGUUGGAAAGUCAGCAGAGGUUGACGCAGUAUUCCUCAGUCCUCCAUGGGGUGGACCAAGCUACCUGAAGUCGAAGGAUUUUGACCUUGACGAUCUCACGCCUAACGGUUUCGACAUCUAUACUGCGGCACGAAAGAUGUCGCCGAACAUAGCUUAUUUUCUACCGAGGAACACGAAAGUGAAACAAUUGAUUUCGCUGAGUGGACCAGGUGGAAGAUGCGAGAUAGAGCAAAGUUGCCUGAAUAAGAAGAUCAAGACGCUGACGGCGUAUUAUGGGAACUUGGCCGUCCAAAGGGAGGAAUGA